Messenger RNA from Ilex paraguariensis (yerba mate), 4107 nucleotides. The record is from the annotation of a GenBank genome assembly. NCBI's taxonomy places the organism in Eukaryota, Viridiplantae, Streptophyta, Magnoliopsida, Aquifoliales, Aquifoliaceae.
CUAUUUUCUAUCAUUUUUUAUUAUCAAAAUUAACGACUUGACUUAAUUGAUACAUAUUAAAACUUUGAGAUGAUAAAUUGUUGAAACUAAAACUAAUGAAAGUUAAUUGAAUAUGACCUAAACUUGAAUGGAGUAUUUCGUAAUUAACCCAUAUUAAUACGACAUCACUUAGGCACAAACCCGUCCCCAUCCAUUAAGAGUUCUACCUAAGUUCUACCUACAUAUGCAUGCGUGGAGAGAGAGGAAGGGAUAUAGAGAGAGGCAAGGCGAGACGAAACUCGCGGGAACAUAUUUAAAUAGACUUGUGACCCCAAAAGAAACGGAGGUAUCAACGGCCACAAACACUUCAAUUCCAAAUUGCAACAAAUUCUUCAGGUUGGUCCAAAACAAAAAAUCUUGAAAGAAAAUCAACAGGAUUUUGCUUAGAUGGACCAACCUGACCGUUUCAUCUUGGAAUUUCCGUUACUUUUUUAUUCUCAGUUUCUAGAUUGGUAGUCGGACAGACGUCAUAAAAUUUGUAUGCAUCUGCUAGUUUCUACUCAUUGGCACUUUUUUUAAUAUCAUAGCUCUGCCAUUUCAUCUGGAGAUUGUGCGAUAUUCUAUCGAGAGUUUGGAGGAAAUUGGGUUUGUUCUUCGGCAAUACCCAUUUCAGGUUGGCGGCUUUUUUCACAAGAUCGGAACGGGUUUUUCUCGACCUAUUUAGAUCUUAGCAAUCCGUACAAAUUCGGCGUUUAUGGGUUGCAAAACCCCUUUGUGACUGAUCAAUAUACGUGCAGACAGAAGAAUUUCUUGAGCAGGUAAUAAAUCAGGCUGAUCUUCACUUUUCCUGUUUUAUUUUCUGUGUUGGUUUUGAUAUUUCGAUGCAUAUUUCAUCUAAGAACAACUUGUUAACACCAGUUCCAUUCUGUUUACAUCACAUAUGAUCCGUUUCAGGCCUAUAGGUCACUUAUUAUUUUUUCCCCGCUCAUAUGUGUGUGUGUGUGUGUUCUGUGGUCUUCUGCGCAGCAAAACACAAGUCUACAUGAAUCUAUUUCAUUUUCUUGUGGACAACUGCACAAUUUGUUGUUUUUUUCAUAGCUGGUUUAUGGGUUUCAUGUAAAAAUUUCUUGCCUAGGCCAAGUGGCAAUAUUGGUUUUCUGAUUUUUGGGUUUGAAUUCGUAGGGAUUAAUUUGUCUUGGGGGUUUCGAGAGGCAUCCCCUUCGCUGGUUUUGCCAUUUCCGAAAAGCUGAAAUGGAUCAAUUCCGGCAGACGGGGGAGGUUUUGGGGAGUUUAAAGGCUCUUAUGGUGUUAAAACACGAUAUUCCAAUCAAUCAGAGGCAGUGUUGUUUGCUUUUGGAUAUCUUCACUCUGGCCUUUGAGGUUAUUGAGGAGGAGAUCAGGCAAAACCUGAGGCUGGAUGAGAGGAACACCAAAUGGAAAGCUCUUGAACUUCCUAUGAGAGAGCUCCACAGGAUUUUCAAAGAAGGUGAAGUCUACAUCAGAUAUUGCUUGGAUGUCCAAGACUGGUGGGGCAAAGCAAUUAGUCUCCAUCAGAACAAGAGCUGUGUGGAGUUUCACAUUCACAACUUGCUCAGUUGCUUUCCAGUGGUCAUUGAGGCCAUCGAGACUGCUGCAGAGAUCUCGGGACUAAACCUAGAUGAUAUGCAAAAGAGGAGACUUGCUCUCGUGAGGAAGUACGAUUCAGAAUGGAAUGACCCAACACUUUUCCAAUGGAUGUUUGGAAAAAAGUACUUAGUUCCUCAAGAGAUAUGCAAUCGGUUGGAUAGUGUUUGGAAAGAAGACAGAUGGUUGCUUCUCGAAACAAUAAGGGAGAGGAAAAGUGCAGCAUCUACAACUCCAUCAAAGCAAGAACAGAAGCUUGGGGACCUAUUGCUUAAGAAACUAAAUGGAUCAGAAACAUUAGACGCAAAGCUCUUGCCAAGUUCAAUCUUAGUUGGAGCAAAUGAUUACCAUGUGAGGCGACGAUUAGGAUCAGGAGGAAGCCAUUGUAAGGAGAUCCAUUGGUUGGGAGAAAGUUUUGGUUUAAGAACUUUCUUUGGAGAAAUUGAACCCUUGUAUGCUGAGAUUUCUUUAGUUCUAUCACUUUCCCACCCCAACAUAAUGCAAUACCAUUGUGGGUUUUAUGACGAGGAAAGGAAAGAGGGUUACCUUGUGAUGGAGCUGAUGAACAAGAAUCUUUCCACUUGCAUCAAAGAGAACGCUGGAAAAAUGAAGCGGGUUCCAUUCUCUGUCCCAGUUGCUGUUGAUAUCAUGCUUCAGAUUGCAAGAGGAAUGGAAUAUAUACACUCGAGAAAAAUCUACCAUGGAGAUCUGAACCCAUCAAAUGUCCUACUCAAGGCAAGGAAUUCCUCCAUAGAAGGUUAUUUUCAUGCAAGGGUGACUGGCUUCGGCUUAACCUCCAUCAAGAGUUACACCUCGCGAUCUCCAAAACAAAAUGAGACCAAUCCAGUCAUAUGGUAUGCCCCAGAAAUUCUUUCUGAACAAGAACGACCAGGUCGUAAAUGUACCUCCAAGUAUACAGAGAAAGCUGAUGUAUACAGCUUUGGGAUGCUUUGCUUCGAGCUUCUGACAGGGAAAGUUCCCUUUGAAGAUGGUCAUCUUCAAGGGGACAAGAUGGUUCGCAAUAUAAGAGCAGGGGAGAGGCCUCUUUUUCCAUACCCUUCACCAAAAUACCUUGCAAACUUAACAAGAAAAUGCUGGCACACUGAUCCAAUUAAUCGCCCAAGUUUUUCAUCAAUUUGCAGGAUCUUACGCUACAUUAAGAAAAUCCUUGUGAUCAACCCUGAUCAUGGCCAACCUGAGUCGCCACCUCCACUGGUCGAUUACUGUGACAUUGAGGCAGGAUACUCGAAGAAGUUUCAUGGAGAGGGUAGAGUUGAUUUGGCACCAGUGUCACAGAUUCCUUUUCAGAUAUUUGCUUUCAGGCUUAUUGAGAGGGAAAAAUCUUCUGGGAGCUCUAAAGACAAGAGUUGGGAAUUAGCAAAGGAAACAGCUCUAACUGGCAAGCCAUCUUCAUUUUGUGGGGAUGAGCACGUGGCUCUAAUGGAUGAUCUGUUCCUCACAGGGAGUGACCAAAGAACAGUUUAUUCUGAGAUUUUAGAUAGGAAGAAUCUGUCAACCGUGGUUGAUCAAAGGUCAGUUAUUUCCGAAAUCCCACAUAGGAAGCUUUUCUCAGCUGAUCAAAGGUCGGUUGGUUCCGAGAGUCCAGGAAGGAAAUCAUUGUCAUUGACAACUGAUAAAAGAUCAAUUCAUGCUGAAAGUCCAAGGGGGAAUAUGUCAUGGAGGGUAGCAAUAGAUCAAAGAUCACCUUGUUCAGAGUCUCCACAGAGGAAAAUUUCAACAGCAGCCAAUCAGAAGCUGGCUUACGCUGAGAUUCCAGAGAAUACAAUGUUGUCAACGACGGCUGAUGAUAGGUCAGGUGGUUCUGAGACUCUACAAAGGAAAAUUGCAACGAUAACUGCAGCUGAACAAAGGCCUGUAUGUUCUGAGAGUCUGAAUAAGUCAUCCUCACCAACAGAGGAUCAAAGGCCAUUUUGUCCCGACACUCCAGAGAGAAAAAAUUUGUCCACGACAACAGCCGAUCAAAGGCCAGUCUGUCCUGAAACUCCAGAGACAAAAUCCCCGUCUGCAAUAUCAAGAAAUCAGAGGCCAAGUCGGCCUAAAAUUCAAGGGAAGAAAAUUUUGUUAACACGAAGUUUGAAAGAGACAAAGACAAGUAAAGGUCUAGGAACACCGAAAGGACAUUCACCAAGAUCUGUGACAACACUAGCUCGGAAAGAACAUUACUCACCAAGUUCUUCCCCAACACAAACACUGACUGUGAUAACACGAGCUCAGAAAGAACAUUACUCACCAAGUUCUUCACCAACACGAACACUGACUGUGACAACACGAGCUCGGAAAGAACAUUACUCACCAAGUUCUUCACCAACACAAACACCGAAAGUAUGCUCAUCGCCAAGAUGUUCACCAACCCUAGAAGGAUAUUCAUCACCUCUGAAUCCAUGUGCUCGCUGUUCGAGGAUGAGUCGAGAGAGCCCAUUACCAACAGUCAUGAGCCCAAGUAGACAUAGAAAAGGUCAUUUCUCAGAUUCGGAGGUAGCAUAG